UCCAAUUAGUAAGGUCUCAGACUCAGCCUGAGUUGAUAAUGGACACCAAGAACGCAGAACGUCAGGAGAGCAGAGUGAAUGAAAGACUGGAUGAAGUUCUUGGUGCUGAGGGCAAGGCUGAAAGUCUUUCAUCGCACGUGCUACCUGAUCUUUUAAGAUACAAGAACCUAAUUUCAAAAGGAUAUAAAUUUGACGGUGAAACAGUACACUUCCAAGAUCCAGUGGAGCAACACUCGGGCGGGAGAAUUAUUGCUAUGG
This is a messenger RNA of Candidula unifasciata, 258 nucleotides long. The record is from the annotation of a GenBank genome assembly. Lineage: Eukaryota; Metazoa; Mollusca; Gastropoda; Stylommatophora; Geomitridae.